AUGUCCUCCUCUAUCCCCACUCUCGUUUUUCUUUCUUUCUUUCUUUCUUUCUUUCUUUCUUUCUUUCUUUCUUUCUUUCUUUCUUUCUUUCUUUCUUUCUUUCUUUCUUUCCCUGAAGUCAAAAUAUUUUUUUCAUAUAGUCUCUCUUACGUUCUCUCACAAACUAGCAUUCUUACUUUUUUAAUGGCUACAUUUAUUCAGUCUCACUCACUCUCAUAUGUCUUAUUUACUCACUUACUAGGACUCGCGCUAGUCUAUCACACUACCUAUCUUACACUUUCUCAUUGUAUCUCCCAUUCCACAUUACUUGACGUGCGAGAGGAAGUAAAUGAGAGAUACUCACAUCUCAUUCCUUUUUUUGAUUCACUCAUUCACACUCUCGUAUCCAUUUUUUUCUAUCCCUUAUACACAUUAUUUCAACUCUUGUCGCCUGCUUUACUCUUACUUCCUCAAUUAUUCUAUCUUUCGCGCCUCUCCCAUUCUCUCAGACUUAUUCGCUCACAAUCUCAUGCACUCAUUCGCUUCUUAUUCCCUCUCUUCUUCUUUCUCUCUCUAUCAGACACUAACCCUCUUUCUCUCUUGUCUAUAUCUUGCACUAAAGUAAAAGUCAUUUUCUACGCUGUGCGAAUUCUCAGGAUGAUUAAUAUUAAUUAUUGGAAGCACAGUUCAAUCAGUUAA
Messenger RNA from Acanthosepion pharaonis, 678 nucleotides. NCBI's taxonomy places the organism in Eukaryota, Metazoa, Mollusca, Cephalopoda, Sepiida, Sepiidae. The record is from the annotation of a GenBank genome assembly.